This is a messenger RNA of Gossypium raimondii (Peruvian cotton), 2350 nucleotides long. RefSeq lists its product as uncharacterized. The coding region runs from base 115 to 2022 and encodes 635 amino acids. The transcript has 18 exons. NCBI's taxonomy places the organism in Eukaryota, Viridiplantae, Streptophyta, Magnoliopsida, Malvales, Malvaceae. Gene Ontology annotation, molecular function: oxidoreductase activity; zinc ion binding. The record is from RefSeq and is a predicted model, not a curated record. Gene Ontology annotation, cellular component: mitochondrion.
AUUUCCAAAGUAGCAGCAAGGUGCCAUAAUAAACAAUUUCCUAAUAAUCAGGGAUACGUUCUUUUUUUUUACUUAAUUCCAAAAACAAUAACAAAAGAGAGCAAAACAAAAAAAAUGGAGCUUAAACCUGGCUUAUCAGCUCUGGUCACUGGCGGUGCUUCCGGAAUUGGUAAAGCUUUGUGCUUAGCUUUGGCUUCGAAAGGGAUAUUUGUGACAAUUGUAGAUUUCUCGGAAGAGAAAGGGAAGGAAGUUGCUUCUUUAGUUGAGAAAGAGAAUUCCAAAUUCCAUCAAAAUUUAGGAUUUCCUUCUGCUAUUUUUGUUAAAUGCGACGUUACUAGCUUAAGAGAUUUAAAUUUAGCAUUUGACAAGCAUGUCUCAACAUAUGGAGGACUGGAUAUAUGCAUCAAUAAUGCUGGCAUCGCUAAUACAGCACUUUUCUGGAAGGAUCAAACUGAUGGCACUAAGACAUGGAAACAUACUAUUAAUGUCAAUCUCGUUGCAGUUAUUGAUUGUACUCGCCUCGCAAUUAAGAGUAUGCAAGCUCUGCAAAAGCCAGGGGUGAUAAUCAAUAUGGGGUCCUCUGCAGGUCUUUACCCAAUGUACAUUGAUCCCAUCUACUCUGCCACAAAAGGCGGUGUUGUCAUGUUUACUAGAUCACUAGCUCCCUACAGACGUCAAGGAAUACGUGUGAACGUUCUUUGCCCUGAGUUUGUUCAAACAGAGAUGGGAGAAAAAGUAGGCGCCAAAUAUAUUACCCUACUGGGUGGCUAUGUGCAGAUGGAAAAUGUGGUGAAAGGUGCUUUCGACCUUAUCAUGGAUGAGAGCAGAGCUGGUUCUUGCCUAUGGAUUACAAACCGCAGAGGCAUGGAGUAUUGGCCCGGUCCAGCAGAAGAAGUGAAAUACCUGGUGCGUUCUUCUUCAAGUUCCAGGAGAAAAAUCUCAUUCCGAGCUCCUUUAGGUGCCCAACUUCCUCAGAGUUUUGAGAAAGUAGUUGUGCAUAAAUUGACUCACAAUUUUCGUGAUGCUACCCACAUAGUACGUGCACCAUUGAAACUACCAAUUGAAUCAGGGCACGUCCUUCUGAAAAUCAUUUAUGCUGGGGUAAAUGCAAGUGAUGUGAACUUUAGCUCGGGCAGGUAUUUCCUAGGAAACAAGAAAGACCUGAGUUCCCUUCUUCCAUUUGAUGCUGGAUUUGAGGCUGUGGGAAUAAUUGCCGCAGUUGGAGAUUCUGUAAGUAAUUUGGAAGUUGGAACUCCUGCUGCAAUCAUGGUUUAUGGAGGUUAUGCUGAAUUCAUGACGGUCUCGUCAAAGCACAUACUUCCCAUUGGAAGACCUGAUCCAGAAGUUGUUGCUAUGCUUACUUCAGGAUUAACAGCAUCAAUCGCGUUGGAAAAGGUCGGUCAGAUGGAAUCUGGGCAAGUUGUCCUUGUAACUGCUGCUGCUGGAGGGACCGGACAAUUUGCAGUCCAGCUUGCAAAACUGGCAGGAAACAAAGUUGUUGCCACUUGUGGAGGAAAAGAGAAGGCCAGGCUUUUGAAAGAUUUGGGGGUUGAUCGAGUCAUAGACUACAAAACUGAAGACAUCAAAACCGUUCUGAAAAACGAGUUUCCUAAAGGAGUUGACAUUGUCUACGAAUCUGUUGGUGGUGACAUGUUUGAUUUGUGUUUGAAUGCUUUGGCUAUCCGUGGACGGCUCAUUGUGAUAGGAAUGAUCUCUCAGUAUCAAGGGGAGCAUGGGUGGAAGCCAAAAAAUUAUCCUGGUCUUGUCGAGAAGCUUUUAACCAAAAGCCAAUCUGUGGCUGGCUUUUUCCUGCCACAAUAUAGCUAUUUAUGGAAAGAACACCUGGCUAGACAAUUUGAUCUUUACUCUUCGGGGAAGCUUAAGGUUGCAAUAGAUCCAAAAAGAUUUUUAGGCUUGCAUUCUGUUCCAGAUGCUGUUGAGCAUCUUCAUUCGGGUAGAAGCAGUGGCAAGGUGGUGGUUUGCAUCGAUCCAACCUUUGAACAGCAAAUGGCUAAGUUAUGAUGUGAAGAUGAUGAAAUCAUCCUCAAACAUAAUAAGUUCCAUGAAAAUGGUUACAUGGUUUGAAUAAAGGUUUAGACAAAUACUGUCAAUAGCAUUGCUAAAGGUAAGAUGAUAAUCUUAUAUUUUUUAUCACCCUUAGGUAGCAAAUACCAUACAAAAUCAUCAGCUAAAUGUCUGCAUGUUCUUUUUCAACUGAAAACAAAAGAUAUCAGUACUGUCUCAUGCCUUGACUGGAGAAGAUCUACUACUUCCCUGCAAAAACCAGUUACAAAUCAGAAUAUAUAUGAACAUAGAUAUGAGAUACAAUAUAUGAAAAAGAAUUAAAAUA